Molecule: messenger RNA, 3021 nt
Organism: Coccinella septempunctata (seven-spotted ladybird)
Lineage: Eukaryota; Metazoa; Arthropoda; Insecta; Coleoptera; Coccinellidae
Product: VPS35 endosomal protein-sorting factor-like
Exons: 15
Coding region: 118-2928 (936 amino acids)
Biological process (GO): endocytic recycling
Cellular component (GO): endosome
Source: RefSeq, a predicted model, not a curated record
UCUCAGCUGACUUUUUGCUCAUUUGUUGAUAAAUUAAUUUUUCCAAGUCAAAGUUAUUAUGGAAAUGAAUUAUUGAUUAGUAUCGAAUAUUUCAGCUAUUAAUUUUUCGGAAUUCAUAUGGCUUCAUUUAAUUGGAAAAUAAAUAGGGAAUAUACCCCCAUUAUAAAGCAACUGCUUGUUCCAACUGAAGAUCAUCCUCUAAAGAAUAGCGUGGUUGUUGACAGAAUAACAAGAAAAUCAUCCCAGGUUCUGAUAGACAAUGGUGCAACUUCAGAUAUUGGCUCAAAUAAAUCAGAAGAUAUUCUCGAUCCUUUAACAAUGAUGGCAUUGAAUGAUUUGGAUCCACUUUCUAAAAUGCAGAAAGAUGUUGAUCUCAACAUACGAAGUACUGAUGAAAUAGAUUCAACUCCACUUGAAACAUGGAAUAGUAAAAAAUCUUCUAUAUUUAACAAAUACACUACUUCUGGUAAAAUAUCUAUCACUUCUAAUGAAUGGCCAGAAAGUAACAAUUUUGAACCUAGUCAAACAGCUGCAGAUAAAGUUCAGAAUCGCCUUGAACAAUUAGAUGCAAAUUUAGACAGCUCUCAUAGAAAAAUGGAAGUUACUCAAUCGGAAUAUUUUGAAAGAAUCGAUAUGCUGAAAAGAGAACUAGAGGCAUCUUGGAAUUCUGAGCAGAGGGUUAAAGCCGUGAAGAUUGCAAUUCAAUGUGCUAAGUUGCUGGCAGAAACAGAUGUAAUGUCAUUUUAUCCCAGUAAAUUUGUACAGAUCACAGAAAUUUUAGACAUUUUUGGGAAUUUUGUCUACAAUCGACUCAAGCAUAUGGCUAAGACCAAGACUAGUGGUAGCCAAAUAAUCGACUUACCAGAUAACUUCACACCAGAUAUGAUAUCGGAGGCUGCCAAAGAAACUUGCUUGAAUUGGUUUCAUAAAAUAGCUUCGAUAAGGGAAUUAGUGCCAAGAUUGUAUGUAGAAUUAGCCAUCAUCAGAUCUUACGACUUCCUAUCAACCACAGAAGGAAUGGAAGCACUUUUUAGAAUUUCGUCCAUGAUUAAUGGUAUAGGGGAUCCAUUAGUUGCUGCUUACACCAGAUGUUAUUUGUGUAAAGUUGGACAGACGAUGUCCAUUUCUCGAAAAAACAAUUCUUAUGUUUCGAUGAAUUUGGACUGUAUAAUUGAUAAUUAUACACAUCUUUUUAGUCGGAAUGUAAAGAAAGCUUUGAGUAAAGAAGACAUGUCUCUCUAUAAUUAUUUCGACCUGUUUACACCUGCUUUAACUUUCAUAAUGGAUAUACUUGUACUCAAUGCUUCCGAUAAAGAACUGGAAAAAAUUUUACUUAGAUGCAAGAAGCCAAAAAUAAGUUACUUGCUUCUGAACACCGUUUUGUUAGUGUUCAAACCAAAUUUUGUGGCGAACAGAACCGUGGAAUUUCUAGAAAUGAUUGGACAGUGCGCGGAGGAUGGUUAUACGAUAUCUACGCUACUUUGUUCCUUAGGUAGGGCACUUGGUAAACACCCACCGCCUUCAGAACAACAGAAACCUAUCCUUCGAAAUAUCAAGAAAUUCAGCAGCUCUUUUCACGAUCUUGAUGAAUACAUCACAUAUGUUGAAGCUUGGAUGCCCUUCGUUGCAAAGAAUUUUAAGGUUAGGGAAAUUGAUACCAUACUAGGCGAUAUUAUUUCUCGAAUAUACUGUAGAGAGGAGUGUGAUCAUUUUAUGAACCAAUUGAAGAACGUUAUGCAGAUCUUGUUACAGAAUGUUGAGGAUUUCGAGGCUCUGUUCACUGUGGAUAAUUUCCUCCCAUUCUUCGACCUGUUCCAACAGGACUCUGCGAAAAUGGAGAUGUGCAAAUUGACGUUGAAAAUUUUCUGCGAAAGCGAUGUUAGGAUAAGCGACGCGGUUGUCGCAAGUGCUCUGUCUUUCCUGUGUACAGUUUUACAUGAUUCAGUAGAUGCUCUCACUCCCGAAGACGAAUUGAAACAAAUUGGAUCGAUAAUCUGUAUAGUCAUAAGGAAAGUCGAUUAUGGAAGGGAUGUCGAACAGCAACUGAAGUUUUACGUGGAAGCUCGAAGUUCCUUUUCCAAUAUCGAUUCUGUUCUGAUAGAAUUGGUUCAAAGGACUGCCGCCCUUAUGGUGAGAACUAGGGAUAUAGUACAGGGAUUUCACAAUCGUAAAACUGCCGAUUUCAUGAGGGCUUGUGCAGCGUAUUGUUUUAUAACAAUUCCCUCAAUUUCAUCAGCUAGGGACCGUUUAGAAUUGUAUCUUCUUUCUGGUCAAGUUGCGCUUUAUAACCAGUGUUUAGGUCAAGCUGAUGGGUGUUUUAAGGCUAUUUUAAAAACGAUUACAGAAUACGAGUCCGAUUAUGUAAGAGAUGACCAUUAUCUUGUAUCUUUCGUCAAAAAAUUUCUUUCAAACAUCUUAGUUAUACCAGAUAAUCCAGACUUUGGCGUAUUGAGUUUGCUCAGGUCAUUGAUCAAUAUUCUUCGUCAAUAUGACUGGGAUAAGAAUGGGACUUCGUUGUUAUCAAUAUAUCUGUGCGUGCUCGAUUUACUAUCUGCGAUGGCUCAAGAAACUUUACCAUAUCAUGUCGAUAAAGUGGAGUCCAACGAUGCCCUUUAUGGGUGCGAUGAGAAGUUUCUCGGAGAAAUUGAAAAAAUGUGCCGAAUAAUUCUGAUGGAAAUCUUGAAUUUGCUCAAAGAAACAGGCACCUCUAGGAAACAGUCCAUACUUAUGUUGGAGCUGUUUGUGCGUAUUAUGAAUAGGUGCGAUUUCGAGGAUGUCACUGUACAAAAAUUGGCUUUCAACUUGUGGCAACAAUGUCAGAAGCAUGGAUUCAUCGAUAAGCAUUUUAUGGAAAGUAUAAAGAAUUAUUAUAAAUACAAACGUUCAAAAGUGAAAAAAGAAUAUUUACAACAAAUUUUUAGAGACUGAAAAAAGUGACAUUCCAUAUAAGAAAGUAGACAUAAGAGUCCGAUAUUCAAUUCAGUGUAUACAAUGGAUCAACAUAAAAAGAAGUAAAUUAGA